This is a messenger RNA of Mucor mucedo, 5075 nucleotides long. RefSeq names its product P-loop containing nucleoside triphosphate hydrolase protein. The record is from RefSeq and is a predicted model, not a curated record. Gene Ontology annotation, cellular component: membrane. Gene Ontology annotation, biological process: transmembrane transport. Bases 54 to 4925 code for a protein of 1623 amino acids. Gene Ontology annotation, molecular function: ABC-type transporter activity; ATP binding; ATP hydrolysis activity. Lineage: Eukaryota; Fungi; Mucoromycota; Mucoromycetes; Mucorales; Mucoraceae. The transcript is spliced from 10 exons.
CCUCUUUCUUCUUUUCACUUUCACUUUUGGCUUCAUAUUUGAAAAAAAAAGACAUGUUAGACGAAGGAUAUCCUGCCACAGUUUGGUCGGCGAUAGGCUUAGCGGGAGUGGCUUGCAUAAGUUCAGUGGUACUAUCGACACAACGUCGUUAUUAUCAGAAAACAGUUUCACUACAAUAUGGAAAAGACCCUUCAUCUAUAAAAUUGGAUCACAUUCGAGACUACAAGGUACCAUUUGAUGAUAGUUCUAGACUUACACGGUUACUAUUUGGAACAAUGGUGAUGACAGCUAUUAGUGCUUACGACCUGUAUGAAGCGGUAAUUCAAUUAUCUAACAAUAACAAACAUGGCAGUGCAACGGUGUCCACUAUUAUUUCCACAGCGCUUGUGCUUAUAGCAUGGAUUUACAUACUUGCUCUUUCUGUAAACUCAAGAAGAUAUAGACUGCCUAAUCAAUGGGGAUGGAUUCUCAAUAUUCAUUUGUUUAUUUUCUAUAUGAUGUCAUUAUUCGUGUCACUUUACCGUCUUUGGGAUUCAUUCCGAUUAUUCCAUAGUCAGCUUUCGCUUGCCCAAGGUCUUCCUCUUGUGCUGGGCAUAAUUUUUUCAUUAGAUCUAUUUUAUAGUACCGGCUCCAUUGAUCAAGGGCCCCCUUUCUUUGAAGGGGAAGAUGAUGGCGAUAAAACUCCAGUAGCAGGCCUUACAGUAGCAUCCAUAUUUAGUAUUUUGUAUUUUAAUUGGGCUACCCCUAUUAUUGACAGUGUAAACACAAAUGCUCAGCAUGUUCUGCUGCCAAGUUUACCACAUAGCUUCAGAUCCUAUAAUCUAUAUUACAUUUUUAGAGAAGAACGUAAAAAAUCUCUCAUAUAUCGUUUAGUGCAUGCAAACAGAUCCGCUAUCAUCAUGCAAUCGGUGUGUACUAUCAUUGCAGCUGGUCUAUACUAUGGUCCGGCAUUUUUUCUAAACAAGUUUCUAAAUUUGAUUCAAGAUAUGGAUGCGGGAAAAGAGGAUGAAUUCUAUUUUAUUAAAGGCGUGAUUAUAGUAUCGGGUUUAUCAUUAUCACUUGUGAUUCUGAGUAUAGUUGUGGGACAGCUCUAUUAUUUGAGUUCUUCCUCAUUACGAGUACGAAUGAAAGGCAUGUUGAAUUUGGAAAUUUAUCGAAAAACACUUCGACGUAUGGAUGUUCCAGAUAUGGCAAGAGAUACAGGCUCAAUUGACGAUAAGAAGACAAGCACGACUGGGGAGACUGGUAACACAACAACAGGUACAAUUGUAAACUUAAUGAGCACAGAUUCCCAGCGUAUAUCAGAUUUUACGACAUCCUGGUUUACAAUCAUCGAAGCACCCAUAGAAUUAUUCGUCGGAAUCACCUUUCUUUACUCAUUGCUGGGUUCUUCCUGCCUAUUAGGCCUAUCGGUCAUGAUUAUAACAUUGCCCUUAAACCACUAUAAUUCGGUUUUCUUUGCGCAAACCCAAGAAAAGUUAAUGGAAGCUCGUGACAGACGUGUCUCUCUUAUGAAUGAAGUAUUACAAGGUAUUCGCCAAAUUAAAUUUUUUGCUUGGGAAUUGAGUUGGGAAAAACGUGUAUUGGAGGCAAGAAACGAAGAAAUUAGACAUUUGAAGAAGACCUAUAUUAGCGAAGUUUUAUUCAACUUCUUAUGGCAAGGAACACCGCUUUUGGUUACGAUCGUAUCGUUUUAUUCUUUUACAAAAAUCCAAGGUCAACAAUUGACUGCUCCUAUUGCGUUUACUGCCAUAACUAUCUUUACAGAGCUAAGAUCUGCAUUAAAUAGUUUGCCGGAGACCUUUGUUGAUAUUCUUCAAGCUCUAAUCAGUGUUCGACGUAUUGAAUCCUAUUUGGACGAAGAAGAAAUUUCUCCGCCUUCAACUAACCUGGACCCUAACUGCAGGGUAAGGAUUGGGUUUCGAAAUGCCACAGUUUCUUGGACUGAUGUACCACAUGUUGAUGAAGGGAACGAUGUAUUAGAUGACAAUAGUCAUCUUAGCCUACCCAGUCACAUCAAUGAUGUGUUACCUCGUGCUGCUUCUACGGCUGAAUUUACUAUAACUCCAUCGACAUUUGAAGAGGCUGAUACUUUCUUGCUCCACAAUCUUGAUGCCCAUUUUCCUAACGGUGAACUCAGUAUUAUAUGUGGCGCAACUGGAUCAGGAAAAACAUUAAUGCUUCUGAGUUUAUUGGGAGAAACAACUCUUUUGGAAGGUGAAAGUUUUUGUCCUAGAACUGCUGUUUCUGAUACACUGGUAAACAAUACGGACCGAGUAGGUACAAUUAACAAAAGAGACUGGAUAUUGGAUCAUGCAGUAGCCUAUGUAUCUCAAACUGCUUGGUUACAAAAUGAUUCGAUUCGUGAAAACAUCCUGUUUGGUCUACCUAUGAUAAAAAAACGUUAUGACGAUACAUUGUACGCUUGCUCUCUGGAUAAAGACAUGAAUAUUUUAGAAGAUGGUGAUAUGACGGAAGUCGGAGAGAAGGGUAUUACACUAUCUGGAGGUCAAAAAGCUCGUGUUGCGUUAGCUCGUGCGGUUUAUUCAAGGGCUAAAAAUGUGCUACUGGACGAUGUACUUAGUGCUGUCGAUGCUCAUACGGCCAGGCAUAUCCAGAACAAAUGUCUCCUUGGCCCCUUGAUGAAAGGUCGCACAAGAAUUCUUGUUACCCAUCAUCUUGGUUUAUGUAUUCCCGAAGCUGCCUAUGUUGUACAUUUAGAGAAUGGCCGUAUAAAUCUUUGUGGCUCACCUGAAAAACUAGAAGCAGAUGGUACCUUAAAAACCAUUUUGGAUGAUGUUGUAGGCAUUACAGAUGAAGACAAUCAUUCAGAAACAAGCGAAAGAGAGCCUGUAACAGUCACCACCGAAUCGACUUUAGUUAGUUUGGAUUCUAUAUUGCUUAAGAACGCAGUAAAAGACAAAGCACCUCCUAGGGUUUUGAUACAGGAAGAGACUCGUGUGGUUGGUCACAUCAAAGCUAAACUGUAUGCAAUGUAUUUACGUGCGGUCGGAAAUCCAUGGUACUGGUGUAUUGUAAUGAGUUUUGUGUUUGGCUCACGCGGACUUGAUGUAGCAGAAAGCUGGUGGAUCAAAAAAUGGGUGCAUUCCAGUGAAUCGUCCAGUAAUGGAACUUUAAUAUCGGCGAUGGGAAACUUUCCUUUAUUAAUGAAUCCAUCAAAUUUACCUUCCACUAUCGAAAAUAGUUUUAGUACAACCACAGCCGGUACUUAUUCGGAAGCUUUUAUAAAAGAUGCUGGUAGCGAUCAACUGGAUAUGUACCUAAAUAUCUAUAUGCUGAUCACCAUGACAAAUAUACUGAUUGGUGCUGGCCGCUUUGCAAGUCUUUACUAUGGUACAUUAAGAGCUAGUAAAACUAUUUAUCAAAUUUUACUUCGUCGUGUGUUACGCGCUCCAAUGCGUUUCUUUGAUACAACACCUAUUGGUCGUAUUCUUAACCGGUUUUCAAAAGAUUUCGAGUAUAUUGAUUCCGGUGUGCCAAAUGAUAUUAUGUAUUUUAUCGUCCAAUGGUUAGUUAUUUUUACCUCGAUUCUGACGGUAUGUGUUGUGCUGCCUGCAUUUGUUAUUCCUAUGAUUUUGGUAACGUUUUUGAACGUUAUGAUUGGUAAAAGGUACAGUGCUGCAUCGCGAGAACUUAGACGCAUGGACUCUGUGACAAGGUCGCCGUUAUUUUCACAUUUUGGUGAAACCUUGGCGGGAGUUGUUACAAUUCGUGCAUAUGGCGCAACACAGCAAUUUAUGAACGAAAUGCUUAGAAAAAUUGAUGAAAAUUCAAGACCUUACUAUUAUGUUUGGAUUAGUAAUCGGUGGGUGGCAAUUCGUUUUUCAUCGCUCGGUGCGGCUGUCAACUUUUGUACUGGUAUUUUUAUUUUAUUAAGUUUGGACUUUAUGGACGCCUCACUUGCCGGCUUUUGUCUGAGCUUUGUCUUGUCUUACACCUCACAGAUGACGAUGGCUAUUAAACGAUAUACGCGUCUUGAAAUGAGUUUUAAUGCAGUUGAAAGAAUUGUCGAAUAUAUGGAAAUCGAUCAAGAAGCAUUAGCGAUUACGGACCUGAGGCCUCCUUUGGAGUGGCCCAGUCAAGGAGUAAUCGAAGUCAAGAAUCUUGUGGUUCGGUACGCUCCUGGUUUAGAUCCCGUUUUAAAAGGCCUUACAUUCUCUGUCAAACACCGAGAAAAAAUUGGGGUUGUAGGCAGAACAGGUAGCGGAAAAUCGACGCUAGCUCUAUCUUUUUUUCGAUUUGUUGAACCUUCAGAAGGCAGUAUUACUAUAGACGAGAUUGAUAUCUGCGACAUUGGUACUCAAGAUCUUCGUAGUAAUUUGACAAUUAUUCCACAGGAUCCUGUGUUAUUUUCUGGAAGUUUACGGUCAAAUGUAGAUCCCUUUGACGAAUUUGACGAAGAAAGCGUAAUUGCUGCAUUGAAACGCGUGGAAUUAAUUCCGGCGGACAUUGAUUCCUCAUGUCAUGAUGAAAGCAUGGAAGAUUUAAACUUUAACAUAUUUUCUGAUCUCUCCAGCCCUGUCAGCGAAGGAGGCUUAAAUUUUUCUCAAGGGCAAAGACAACUCAUUUGUCUUGCUCGUGCCCUUUUAAAAAAAAAUCGCAUCGUAUUUAUGGAUGAAGCCACGGCUAGUGUCGAUUUCGAAACUGAUGAAGCGAUUCAAAAAACAAUUGCUACAGAGUUUGCGGAUUGUACUAUUUUGUGCAUUGCACAUCGACUCCGCACAGUAAUAGAAUAUGACAGGAUUCUGGUAUUGGAUGAUGGAGAAAUCGCGGAAUUUGCAAGCCCUUUAGAUUUGUUGAACACGCCGAAUUCCUUAUUCAAGAAAAUGUGUGAAAAUUCGGGAGAAUAUGAAGCACUUCUUGCUCUAGCCAAAGAAAAACAUCAACUCGUUGAUAUUAUGUAAAUAAUAAUAAAAUAAAUGAUACGCUUUUGUGUGAUACGUUGUGCGAUUGUUAUGUCAUUUAAUAUCAGUACACAUGGAAACUUGAUUUAUAUAAACUUUGAUCAACAAGUCAAACUUUGCAUAUGUGUAACUUAUUUCAACUGAGAUAUG